AAUCGGUGUACGAGGGUAGACCGAUAAGCUCAGUUCAUAACAAAGGGUCAAGGAACGUGAAUAAAAAAUAAUAUUGGGUCGAUGAGAAUUUCCACAUCCUUUCCAUCCUCCCUUUUAGGCUUUCAAGUUUCAUCGACUGUUAAAAAUCAAUGGUAUCGUCGGUCGUUCGAUCCACGUGUAUAAAUUAUUUAUUUUUCAGCGGAUUUGUUUCUCUUGUUACAUUCUCCAUCACACAUCACAUAAAUAUAGCUGUUAGACAUUACAACAUUUUUAUGAUUCCUAAAGCAUAUUCACUAAUCUCGGCAUUUUUUUUCAUAUUGAUAACUACAAUGUAUUACCGAUUUCAUGUUUUAUGCGUUGUAGCAUCUUUAAAGAUGUAAAGGCAGAUUUCGCAUCGCCGCACAUAGGAGGUGCGAAGGUGGGUGGUGAUGUGGUGAUCCCGUAUGUUUUUACCAUCGAGUUUUUACCAAAAAUCAUUUUUCUAGAAGAUAAAAGUGUGAUAAAAGUUUGCAUAUUUCAGUGAUACAAGAUAUAGUUAAAACAAAUCUGGAGGGCUCAAACAUGCCGGUACCAAGUGGGGCAGGAGAACCUACAGUUGAGGACUUGCCAGUUUCAGCAGCAAGUUCUGUAGAUGCAGAAGACUGUGAAGAGGAGCAAUCUGAUGCAAAUGGAGAUCAGAAUGCAGAAGCUGAAAGUGGUGAGAGUUCGAAUGAGAUUGUCAUAAUAGACCCAGAUUGUACAGAGCUAGACUUGAACCAUGGUCGUAUCAGAAAAAUACAAAAUCUGGAACCAUUAACUUGUAUUGAGCGAUUGUAUUUGAGAUGGAAUUUGAUCACAAAGAUUGAAAACUUGGAUACUCUAGUGACAUUGAAAGAGUUGGAGUUGUAUGAUAACCAGCUGACUAAGAUAGAGAAUUUGGAUGCACUUGUCAAUCUUGAGAUUCUUGACCUAUCAUUCAACCGAAUAAGGCAUAUUGAGGGUUUGGAGAAUCUGAAAAAAUUAAAAAGAAUAUUCUUAUCCUCAAACAAAUUUACUAAAAUAGAGAAUUUGAACCAUCUUGAGAAUUUGGAGCUUCUAGAACUUGGAGAUAAUAAAUUGAGGCAAAUUGAAAACCUAGAUGGCCUGAAAAAUCUGCAGUACCUGUAUCUAGGCAAAAAUAAAAUAACUGAAAUCAGUAAUGUGGACACCUUAACUAGCUUAACUUGCCUAAGCUUACAAAGUAAUAGGCUUACCAAAAUCGAGAAUUUGAACAAUCUGAAAGAACUGACUGAGCUGUAUUUGUCGGAAAAUGGUAUUGAAAAAAUUGAGAAUUUAGAUGGAAAUACGAAACUGGAGACACUGGACUUGGCUCAGAAUAAAAUUAAAGCAAUAGAGAACAUCUCACAUUUGGAGAAACUACAAGAGUUUUGGGUAAGAAGUAAUUUUGAAAUAUUACCAUAUAAAAUGCAAAGUUACUGUAUUAAGUGGAUAAAAGUUAACUUUAAGCUAUCACAAAACUACAUGAGGAUGGGGUAUAAUAUGGUUCAAAUAUUAGAAAGUUUUUAAGUUCACAGUGGAAUAUCGAGUCCCAUUUGGCGGGUGAGGCAGAAUGUGUGCAUGUCACUUUCCUCUGUAUGCCCCUAUAGGCCCAUGGGAUCCAUGGGUGUUUAGGCC
Messenger RNA from Acanthoscelides obtectus, 1653 nucleotides. The record is from the annotation of a GenBank genome assembly. Lineage: Eukaryota; Metazoa; Arthropoda; Insecta; Coleoptera; Chrysomelidae.